Sphaeramia orbicularis (orbiculate cardinalfish) is the source of this 2081-nucleotide messenger RNA. It is a transcript of the gene hibch, whose product is annotated as 3-hydroxyisobutyryl-CoA hydrolase. Gene Ontology annotation, biological process: L-valine catabolic process. The transcript has 14 exons. The record is from RefSeq and is a predicted model, not a curated record. Bases 85 to 1233 code for a protein of 382 amino acids. Gene Ontology annotation, molecular function: 3-hydroxyisobutyryl-CoA hydrolase activity. Gene Ontology annotation, cellular component: mitochondrion. NCBI's taxonomy places the organism in Eukaryota, Metazoa, Chordata, Actinopteri, Kurtiformes, Apogonidae.
UAAACGAAGAAACUGCAAGACUGAAAAGCAAGCAGCAUCUUAAAGUGCAGCCACUUAAGCACACGAAAUAGGUGAAAAGUAACAAUGUCCCUGACGGUCCUGACACAUGCUUGCAGACUGCGGAGCCUGUACAGAUUGCAGCGAAUCCAGGGUCACAUGAUGUCGAGUCAGGCAGAGCCGGACAUUCUCCUGGACAAAGUGGGCAGAGCUGGUGUGAUCACCAUGAACAGACCCAAAGUCCUGAAUGCUCUCAACUUGUCCAUGAUCAGACAGAUCUACCCCAAGCUCAAGAAAUGGGAGCAAGACUCAGAGACAGACAUCGUGAUUAUCAAAGGAGUGGGAGGAAAAGCCUUUUGUGCUGGUGGAGACAUCAGAGCGGUCACAGAAGCAGGAAAGGUCGGAGACUCUCUUGCACAGGACUUCUUCCGUGAAGAAUAUAUUCUGAACAAUGCUAUUGGAACUUGCAAGAAACCAUAUAUUGCUCUUAUUGACGGAAUAACAAUGGGAGGGGGCGUUGGCCUUUCAGUUCAUGGACGGUUUCGAGUGGCCACUGAAAAGACACUGUUUGCCAUGCCAGAGACCGCCAUUGGGCUCUUCCCUGACGUAGGAGGUGGCUAUUUUUUGCCAAGGCUCCGGGGAAAGCUGGGACUGUUUUUGGCCUUGACUGGCUUUCGUCUCAAGGGACGUGAUGUGCAGAGAGCAGGGGUUGCUACUCACUUUGUAGAAUCUCAGAAGAUCCCUGACCUAGAGAGGGAGCUGGUGGAGUUGAAGUCUCCCUCUGCUGAAGACGUAUCUAGAGUGUUAGACUCCUACCAGAACCAGAGUACUCUGGGUGCUGACAAGCCAUUCAUUCUGCAGAAGCACAUUUCUGAUAUUGACCGAUUGUUUAACUCCAGCAGUGUGGAGGGGAUCAUGGAGAACCUGAAGGCCGAUGGCUCAGAGUUUGCUGUAAAACAAGCUGAGACGUUGUUAAGGAUGUCCCCGAUGUCCCUGAAGAUCACAUUUAAGCAGCUGCAGAUGGGAGCGUCCCUGAGCCUGCAGGACGUGUUGGUGAUGGAGUAUCGCCUGAGCCAGGCCUGCAUGAGGGGCUACGACUUCUAUGAGGGGGUAAGAGCUGUGCUGGUUGACAAAGACCAGAGCCCCAAGUGGAAGCCAUCCACUCUCUCUGAGGUGUCUGAGCAGAGUGUUGAGCAGUGUUUCUCUUCUCUGGGAGAGAAGGACUUGGCUCUGUGAUGUCCUGCCGGCCUGCAGCUGCUUCUUCCCACCUUCAAACUCACCAUUAAGCCUCAUCUAAACAGCCACUUCCUGUUGAUACAAGCGGUCCAGGGGACUACACUGAUUACAACGGGUGCAUCUGAGUGAAACAGCCUUUUCAAAUGUCCUCCACUUAAAUAGUAUAAGUAAAUCUAUACAGAUCUAUAUUGUACUGAACUUGGUCUGUUGAUAUUUUAAGGGGAGAUUCAGGUUUACACCCUCUGCUCCUCUGCAGCUAAAGAAAGAGUGGUCUGAUUCACAGCAAGAAAUCCAAAAUAGGAGCAGAGGAACUAGCAAAUACAAACACAAUGUAUUUUGCUGAGUAGUUUUGAGCAUUUCCUCCAGAAGUUGUUGAAAAGAGUCAGCAAUGCAGCAACGUUACAUGUAAACAACGACAUUAGACGAGGGAACGUGAUCUCACCACUGAGUGCUUUAUAACAUUUCCUGUGGGUGUUUGUUAAUGUGACACAGAUCAAUAUCAUCUGCUCGCUGUCCUAAUUGAGAUCAUGUUUUGUCUCUAUUUCCUUCAUUUUCUUCAUUUCCACUUCUUUUGCUUUUGACUGAGAGCUGUAGUUUUCCAACUGUCAUGUGUUUGUUUUUGUAUCUAGACAUACUGUACAUGUGUCGUGGACAAGAACACUCCAAGAUUACAUUAUAGUGGAAUAUAUCUGUGUUCCAUUUCAGUCUUGUUUAAAAAAAACUCCAAACUAUAAAAGUAUAUUCAGAGCCUUAUUUCUGACCACAUUGUACAUAUUACAAAAUAGUUACUGUGAGCAGACUAUGAACUGUGUGGCAUUGAAUUGUGGAGUUAAGUCUGUCGAACUGUU